GCACGAGGUCCACGGAGGCAGUCCCAGCUCAAGGGACUUUUCUCAAAAGAAUUACCAAAGCUCAUGUACGGGUUCGGCGAUGACAAGCAGGUCGCAAAUGACUCCGUGGCCGUCAUGGAAGAAAUCCUUAUUGAAUACAUCGUUGACGUGUGUCAGACUGCGCUCGCACCUACACGAAGAAGCCGUCUACACAUAGAGGAUUUACGACGUGCGCUGUCACGAUCUGGUGACGCGAAGAAGCUUGCCCGUAUGGAAGAACUUCUCUUCAUGCAAGAAGACAUCAAGCGAGCGAGA
Fomitiporia mediterranea MF3/22 is the source of this 294-nucleotide messenger RNA. RefSeq lists its product as uncharacterized. Gene Ontology annotation, cellular component: transcription factor TFIID complex. Gene Ontology annotation, molecular function: protein heterodimerization activity. Gene Ontology annotation, biological process: RNA polymerase II preinitiation complex assembly; transcription by RNA polymerase II. Lineage: Eukaryota; Fungi; Basidiomycota; Agaricomycetes; Hymenochaetales; Hymenochaetaceae. The record is from RefSeq and is a predicted model, not a curated record. The transcript is spliced from 3 exons. The annotation marks the transcript as partial.